Alternaria rosae is the source of this 1533-nucleotide messenger RNA. RefSeq lists its product as uncharacterized. The coding region runs from base 1 to 1533 and encodes 510 amino acids. The transcript is spliced from 4 exons. NCBI's taxonomy places the organism in Eukaryota, Fungi, Ascomycota, Dothideomycetes, Pleosporales, Pleosporaceae. The record is from RefSeq and is a predicted model, not a curated record.
AUGUCUUGCCAACGCCUCUCAACCGUCCAAGGUCUCGCACCCGAAAAGCUCAUCAAACUCGCUUUCAAGUUCCUCCCCUUCCGCACUCUCCAAGUCGUCUUCGCGACGCUUCACCCCACUCAACAUCGCAUCUUGAUGCAACAACAGCGCCGCGGCGUGAGUCUGCACCACCUAGCAAACACACUAUACUACCACCAAGGCGCCACACUGUCUCGCCUGUCGCGCUGGAACGAAAUGUCGAAACUGCAAAUGCAGCAUGAACUCUUCAAACGAGAACAACUUGAUGAACGAGAGGAAAAGAGCUUGAGUAAGUGGGGGUUGAGGAUCAAAUUAGUGUGUGUUAUGGCUGGGGAGAGGAAGACGCGGGAAGAGGGGAAGGAGCAGAGGAGGUUGAAAGAGGAGGAGAUUAGGAGGGCAUGGAUCGCGCAGUGCAGGGUGUAUGAGGAGGAGGAUGAAGGCCGGGGGCUUGAGAGCGACAACGCUCAAAGAAGAGAACAGGGAGGUCGCUACGGAGUCAAGCCUUGUCGAGUUCCAAAUCGAAUUCACCGCGGACCAGAAUACCGCGAUGGCUCGCGCUCUAUGCGAGAAAGACGCGAUGAUCAAGAAACAGGAACUUGGGAUCGAGGCCAGAACUUUGAGGUCGGGCUGCCUUUGUUGGAGUUCGUGCUGGUCAUCGCAGGAGGUCUAUCGGUGUUCAUCAAGAUGUUUACAUCACUCAUCGCAGAGAUCAAGGGCGUGAAACCCUCCAUUAAGAAGAGUACAGCCCAGGUCAAGUCAGCGACUGCGCGAAAGCGUGCCGACGCGGAGACUACAUCAACUUCGACACCACCACUUCGACAGCGCGCAAUCGCUCGUCAUCCGCAACAGCGUCAAGCCAUCGAUAUAUACAGACUUGUCGCUCAAAAACCAGGGAGGAAGCCAAAGCGCUUAGCAAAAUCAUCAUACAAGGUACUGAAGCAACAAGAGCUUUUGGAUGAGGCACGGGUUCGAGGGCUUGAGAUCGACGACGAGGAUAAGACACAUCUCGUAAACAUCUUGAUCAUCGACGACAAGGCCUAUGCCAAGCUAAUGGAGUUGAAGCGCAAACGAGGUGAAGCGGAGGCAUCACAGCAGCACAUUUUACUCGAAGUCAACAGGAACAAGAAUCGGGAUGCGCGCGUCGAGGCUCAGAGGCUGGUAUGGGAGAAGAAGCAGGCUGAGAAUAAGGCUGCCAGAGCCAAAGAGCAAGAGCAGCGGAAACGAAAGAGAAGUAACAACAGCGGCUCUGGCUACUCUUCUCUCCCUAAGAGGUUCGAGUCCAACCGUGCACCACCAGUUCCGCCAGGCUCAAGGAAGACUGGCGCCGACAAGAUACCAUCAGGCGACAGAAAAUCUGUCAAGAUGAGUGCUGCCGACGACAUGGAGGAUACGCACGAUGUUGACGAGGAUGAAGAUGGACUUGGCGACUUUAUCGUCGAUGACAUGCCGCAGAAGCCGAAGCGCAAGAGCGAUGUAGGCGGAAUGGCGAGAAGCAGACUCAUUGCUGGACUCUGA